Molecule: messenger RNA, 1269 nt
Organism: Bufo gargarizans (Asiatic toad)
Lineage: Eukaryota; Metazoa; Chordata; Amphibia; Anura; Bufonidae
Product: POU domain, class 5, transcription factor 1.1-like
Exons: 5
Coding region: 1-1269 (422 amino acids)
Biological process (GO): regulation of transcription by RNA polymerase II
Molecular function (GO): DNA-binding transcription factor activity, RNA polymerase II-specific; RNA polymerase II cis-regulatory region sequence-specific DNA binding
Source: RefSeq, a predicted model, not a curated record
AUGUACAGCCAGCAGGCUUACCCCACCUUUGGCCUGAUGCAGGAAGGGUUUGGGGGUUACCCUCACCAUUCUCAAGCUUUCUUUUUUUCUGCAGCCAAGUCUGACAAUGGAGAUCUGGGGGAUCAUCAUCCAGCUCAAGUCAUGGCAUGGAACCCCCCUCAGCUGGAGACCCCCAGUCACCUGGCUCUUCAUGGACACCCACAUCACCUAAGGGAGGAGACCCCCUGUAAUGUGGAGAAGGUUAAAGUGAAGGAGGAAGAGGAGGAGAAUGCUGAGAACAAAUGCCCCAGCCUUCUGCCCGCUGCGCAGUACUACCCCCAUUACUGGAGUAACUCCUUUUGGGCAGGGAAUCCUAACCCCACCAACAACCCCCAGAAGAGCGUCAGCGUCCCUGGCUCCAGUGUGUACCCGGCUGCGGCCAGCCAGAGCCCCAACACCCCAGGAGAACCUGCGGCUUCCAACAUGGAGAGUAGCCGGUGCAGCAGCGCCUCCACCCAGGAGGUGGCCAAGGAGGGUGAAGCAGCGGUGAACCUGACGGUGUCCAGCCCCGGGCCUCGGGAUGAAAUGCUGUCCAGUGAUGGGGAGGACGUGCUGGAGAUGCCCAGCGAGAUGGAGAUGGAGCAGUUUGCCCGAGACAUGAAGCAGAAGCGAGUGUCCAUGGGCUUCACGCAGGCGGACGUCGGCUACGCCCUGGGCGUCUUGUACGGGAAGAUGUUCAGUCAGACGACCAUCUGUAGGUUUGAGUCCCUCCAGCUGAGCUUCAAGAACAUGUGCCAGCUGAAGCCCCUGCUGCAACGGUGGCUGGACGAGGCCGAGAACAAUGACAACCUUCAGGAGAUGAUCAAUCGGGAGCAGGUCUUGGCCCAGUCCAGAAAGAGGAAGCGGAGAACAAAUAUUGAGAACAUGGUGAAGGACAGCCUGGAGACCUACUUCAUGAAGAACCCCAAGCCUGGCGCUCAGGAGAUGGCGCAGAUAGCACGAGAGCUGCACAUGGAGAAAGACGUCGUUCGGGUUUGGUUCUGCAACCGCCGACAAAAAGACAAGAGGCAGAUCCCGGGCAAGGGCCACAAUGGAGAAGUGUAUGACGUGCAGCACAUGGUCCACCCUCACAUGGGAGCCUUCGCUCUGCCCCAGGAUAUGACGCCCCAGGGUUAUAUGGGAUCCACAGCAUCGCUCUACUCCAAUCCCGCAUUCAGUCACAAGAACGAUAUGUUCUCACAGCCCAUGCCCCAUGGGAUGCCACUCGGAAACCAGAUCUGUCGGGAAUAG